AAAUUUUAGUUGAGUUCUGUUUCGCAUGUAGUUCAAUGGUUCAAAUGUUGUUCGCAUUCGCAUUCGCAUGUUAUUCGUUGUACGUUAUUCGGGUGGGUCGUUUUUGUUGUAAUUUUUUAGUGACACAUUAAAAAUUGGAAAUUCUAGCGGCGCGCUUCUAAUUUAUGUUCAUACGGCAUUUCUGCAAGUUUUAUCUACUCCCUUCCUGUUGGAAAAUAUUGCGGCAGUGUAAAGUUAUUAUAUUUUCCAAUUAUUUAUGAAAAUGUUUGAAUAAGUGCAUACCUACGCUACUGGAAAUCGGAUUAGGUGGUGGCCGUGGUGACGUGACGGCAGUAAAAGUAGUAGCAACAGCGAAAACCGAAACAGUAGAAAAGAUAAUAUAAAAAUAACGUAGAAUAAGAAAAAUUCGUAACGAAAGCAGGAAAGGAGAAAAGCAAAGCUGGUCAAGUGCAAACGAAUUGUUGCUGGUCCGCUGCCUUGGAGUAGCGCUUGGCGAGUUUGCGUCUUCUGCUUCCGCCGACUCGUGGUAACGUGGAAAGAAACGGACAACGGACGUGUUGGAAUCGAAUACUUGUUUUACGCGACGCGAUACGAAACAAAAUAUAUAUAGUGAUUUAGUAAAAACUGGGGUUUUAAAAGUUAAAAAAGAAAUACUAAACAAACGUUUUAAAAACAAGAUUUUUCAUUGAUUAAAGUUGUAUACUGUCGUUUAGUUCUUUUCUUCUAUGCAAAUAUUUCGAAUAACAUACGAACGUAAUCAAAGGUGUGAAAAUUUGAGUUUUAAAAAAGUAAAAUAAUUGCGGGAUUAGUUCAGAAAGUGCGCGAACCGGGCUUGUGAAUUAUCGCAACGUAUGUUAAUUAUUCAUCUUUUAAUCGAAUUGUCGCAACAUAUGCCGUAAAUCGACGUCAUGUUUAAGUGCAUUCCAAUAUUCAAAGGCUGUAAUCGCCAAGUUGAAUUCGUUGACAAACGUCAUUGUUCGCUGCCCAGUGUGCCGGAGGAAAUUCUACGUUAUUCACGUACAUUGGAGGAGUUGUUCUUAGAUGCCAAUCAUAUCCGAGAUUUGCCAAAGAACUUCUUCAGACUACAUCGUCUGCGAAAAUUGGGCUUAAGUGAUAAUGAGAUAGCCCGAUUGCCUCCAGAUAUACAGAAUUUCGAGAAUUUGGUAGAACUCGAUGUUUCGCGAAAUGAUAUUCCAGACAUUCCUGAUGACAUUAAACACCUACAAAACCUGCAGGUCGCUGAUUUCAGCUCAAAUCCGAUUCCAAAACUACCAGCAGGAUUUUCUCAACUCAAAAAUUUAACAGUUUUAGGCUUAAAUGAUAUGUCACUUACCACAUUACCAGUUGAUUUCGGAAGCUUAACACAAUUGGAAUCAUUGGAGCUGCGUGAGAAUCUAUUGAAACAUCUGCCUGAAUCGAUACGACAACUGACGAAGCUUAAGAGAUUAGAUUUGGGCGACAAUGAAAUUGAAGAGCUGCCACCAUAUUUGGGCUACUUGCCCGGUCUGCAUGAGCUCUGGCUCGAUCACAAUCAGUUAGAGAGGCUGCCACCUGAAAUUGGGCUACUAACCAAUUUGACAUAUCUUGACGUUUCCGAAAACAGGCUGGAGAAAUUACCAAAUGAAAUCGGUGGUCUCGUGAAUUUAACUGACUUAGAUCUGGCGCAAAAUUUACUUGAGACACUGCCCGAUGGUGUCGCCAAAUUAAGUAGGCUGACAAUUCUAAAACUAGAUCAGAAUCGUUUACAGAAACUGAAUCCAACUAUAGGAUGUUGUGAAAGCAUGCAAGAACUGAUAUUGACCGAAAACUUCUUAUCAGAGCUACCCGUAUCGAUUGGGCAAAUGACUAAAUUGAGCAACCUGAACGUGGAUCGCAACGCAUUGGAAUACCUACCGGCCGAGAUAGGGAAUUGUGCAAAUUUGGGCGUUUUGAGUUUGCGCGAUAACAAAUUAAAGCGGCUGCCGCCAGAGUUGGGCAACUGUACGGUGUUGCAUGUGCUGGACGUGUCGGGCAAUCAGCUGCAGUACUUGCCAUACACUUUGGUGAAUUUGCAGCUGAAAGCUGUUUGGUUAUCGGAAAAUCAGGCACAGCCGCUGCUAACGUUCCAGCCGGACACAGACGAGGCCACAGGUGAACAGGUUUUGACAUGCUUCCUACUGCCACAACAAGAAUAUCAGCCGAUAACGCCAGCACGCGAACUUGAAACCGAUUCGGAUGGCUGGGAAGAGCGUGAAGCUUCUAGAACACAUUCCGUUAAAUUCUCCGAAGAAUCCGCACAGGAGAAGGACACACCGUUUGUCCGACAAAAUACACCACAUCCCAAGGAGCUGAAGGCAAAGGCGCAUAAACUAUUCGCCAAAGAUCGCAGUCGACCGGAAGACGGCAAUUUGGAUACAGUCUCCGAAGAAGCAUCAACAAAGUUCGCUGUUAGCGGUACCGCACGAAUCGGCGCUAAUUCCACCAUCGUAGAGAAUAUAGCCGAGACAAAACCCAUCUAUGAGAAUCAUCAGCAGCAGCCGGUAUCGCCGAAAACGCCAACAACAGCGAUUUCAUUCGCCCCACAGCCUGUUAUCGCUCAGACAGCGGGCACACAACAACAGCCCGCUGUUAACGCUGUAACAGUACAUGAACCGAUAGCAAGUGUUGCGCCCGAACAUGGUAACGCCCCUGUAGUGGUGGCCUCGGCUGCAGCAACAUCUGCAGCAAGCGUUACCGGCGACGAAGAAGAGGAAGACUUUGAUGAAGCGGAAAGGCGUGUGGGCUUUCAAGUUGAGGGCGAAGACGAUGACUUCUACAAGCGGCCAAUGAAAUUGCACAGACGUGACACUCCGCACCACUUGAAAAACAAACGUGUACAACAUAAUAUCACCGAUAAAAAAUCAAGUGAAAUUCUCGCCAAUGCUUUGAAUCAAGAAAAGAAAACGUCACAGCUGGCUCCAGUUCAAUCGCCCAUCCAAGAAAACGAGGCUGCUGAGCAGAGUGAGCAAUUACAAUUGCAGCAGCAACCACCAUUUGCCGCACCAAUCUCACCCAUACCACCGCCAACGGUGUCUGGUCCACUGCCAGAAGGACAUUUACUUGACGAUGCCGUGGACGGUCUCACCGAGCUGCGUCUCGAACAGUACGAAAUCCAUAUUGAACGCACCACUGCCGGUCUGGGCUUGAGCAUAGCGGGCGGCCGCGGUUCAACACCAUUUAAAGGCGAUGACGAAGGCAUUUUCAUAUCACGCGUCACGGAGGGUGGCCCAGCGGAUUUGGCCGGCUUGAAAGUUGGCGAUAAAGUACUGAAAGUGAAUGGCAUAAAUGUGGUCGACGCCGAUCACUAUCAGGCCGUGCAGGUGUUGAAGGCCUGCGGUGCGGUGUUGGUGUUGGUGGUGGAGCGCGAAGUUACACGCCUAAUAGGCCAUCCAGUGUUUAGCGAAGAUGGCUCGGUCUCACAGAUAUCGGUGGAAACGCGACCGUUGGCCGCAGCGCAGCAGCAUGAAAAAUUCAUUCCGGCACCGAUUGAAAUUAUUCCAGAACAGCAACAGCUGCAACAACAACAACAAUUACAGCAUGCGCCUGCCAACUUCAACAGCUAUCAAGCGAAUGUAUUUACAACACCAACAACAGCAACAGCAGCAAGACCAACAAAUGCGGCAAAUUUAUCACAUCAGCCGCAACAACAACUCCAACCGCAACAUGUUGGGGUGGGUGCAACAAAUGGCGUUUUGGAAAAUGGCAAGGAUGCCCCCUUGAGCUAUUUACAACUACACACCACUUUAAUUCGUGAUCAAAUCGGACAGGGCUUGGGCUUUAGCAUUGCCGGCGGUAAAGGCUCACCACCAUUUAAGGAUGGCUGCGAUGGAAUUUUCAUUUCACGCAUAACUGAAGGCGGUUUAGCGCAUCGUGACGGCAAAAUAAUGGUUGGCGACCGCGUGAUGGCUAUUAAUGGCAAUGACAUGACGAACGCCUGUCAUGACGCUGCGGUGCAAUGUCUCACUGAGCCACAACGCUUUGUGCGUCUGGUGUUGCAGCGCGAGUACCGUGGACCCUUGGAGGCACCGUUGAGUCCACGCAGUCCAGCUGUUUUGAAUUCGCUCAGUCCUUCCGGUUACCUCGCCAAUCGACCAGCGAACUUCAAUCGCUCCAUCGGCGACAUGAUAUCAGAGCAAGCACAAACUAAUCUGCAACACACGCCCACAGCGGCACCCAUACUGGCACAGCAACAGCAGCAAUAUCCUGCUCAGCAACAAUUCAACUACACCACCCAGCCGUCGGCUUACGAAAUAAAUAAAACUGCUACGAUACCCAGCGCUACAGCAGCAGCAGCACCAACAUUAACUAGCGCUAGUGUAGGCGGUAGCAAUGCCCCGAAAACAAAUGGUUUUACGACUGCGGCAACCACCGUGCCAUAUCAACAGCCACAGCCACAGCAACAGCAGCAACAAAUCGAUAAGGUCACGGGUCAACCAGUGCCAGCUCCCAGGCGCGCAAAUUCCAUACCUUUGGGAGAUGCGCCAGCGGAAGCCACACCAGCCAACGGUAAUGCUGCACAGCCCCCGGAUUCGGCGAAUAAGCCGACAGCGACACCGACACCGACUGCCGGCCCGAACCCGGCCGCAGAUGCUUCUGCUGAAACUCAGGUGCCGCCGCUCCGGCCGCUGACUAGUGAAGAUUUCCAAGCGAUGAUACCGGCGCACUUCCUCAGCGGUGGCAGUCAACAUCAGGUGAAUGUGGCGCGUGGCAAUGAGGUGGGCGUUGGACCCUCGGUCACCGUAACGGUGAAUAAGGCUGUACCCGAUCUGCCCAUGUUCCCCGCGGCACCCACGGAGCUGGGUCGCAUUACCGAAACAAUAACGAAAUCCACAUUUACGGAAACCGUAAUGACGCGUGUCACCGAUAACCAUUUAGCGGAGCCACUGAUUAGUGAGGAAGUUAUCUUGCCGAAGAACCAAGGGUCGCUGGGCUUCAGCAUCAUUGGCGGUACGGACCAUUCGUGUGUGCCGUUCGGUUCACAUGAGCCGGGCAUAUUUAUAUCGCAUGUCGUGCCCGAUGGCAUUGCACACAAAUGCGGCAAACUGCGUAUGGGCGAUAGGAUUUUGAAAGUGAACGACGUGGAUAUAUCGCGUGCCACGCAUCAGGAGGCUGUAAUGGAAUUACUGAAACCGGGCGACGACAUCAAGCUGACCAUACAGCACGAUCCGCUGCCACCUGGCUUCCAGAUUGAGGUAGAAAUUUUACAAACUGAGGAAAUCACCAUUAGUAAAGCUGAAGGCGAGCGCCUGGGUAUGCACAUUAAGGGCGGACUUAAUGGUCAGCGCGGCAAUCCGUGUGAUCCCACCGACGAGGGUGUGUUUGUGUCGAAAAUUAAUUCAGUCGGCGCAGCAAGACGAGACGGAAGGCUUAAGGUUGGUAUGCGCCUGUUGGAAGUCAACGGCCACUCGUUGUUGGGCAUCUCACAUCAGGACGCUGUGAAUGUGCUGCGCAAUGCUGGCAAUGAAAUUCAUUUGAUCGCGUGCAAGGGAUACGACAAAUCCAAUUUAAUUCAUUCCAUUGGGGCUGCUGGCGGCAUGAGCACAGGCUUCAACACAACAGGCAGUCGACAAGGUUCGCGUGCUUCCGAAACCGGUUCGGAGCUGAGCCAAAGUCAGAGCAUGUCGAGUUUGGACCGCGACGAAGAUGAGCGCAUACGACAAGAUUUUGAAGUUUUUACACCGAAAACCGAAUCGAAUAACGACCCAUCAGUAUUGGCAUCUGUGGCGGCAUUGGCCCACUCGCCCACCACACCGCCGAGCGCUGGCGCUUUGCCGCAACAGCAUGCAGCUGAAAGCGAAACAUCCAAGAGCAGUGCUCCACCACCAACAGCAACAACUCCUCAAGAUGCACUCGCCACAUUUGCUAAUGCAGACAAAACGCUGGUGCAGUCUAAAGAGAAGAGUACCCCCGAGAAGGUGCUUGAAAUCGUGCGUGCCGCAGAUGCAUUUACGUCAGUUCCACCCAAGUCGCCAGCCGAACAUCAUGAUCAGGAUAAAAUUCAAAAGACCACAACAGUUGUCAUUUCGAAACAUACACUCGACACAAAUCCGUCGCCUGCGUUGGCAGCUGCCUCAACCCCAACUCACACGUCGCCAACAACAUUGCCCACUGCGGGCACAACCGCGUCCACAACCACAACACCACCUGUCUCGCCAGCGUUGGUCACAGCCAGCAGCCGAGAUGUUGCUGCGGCAGCAAGUGGCAAAACUGUGGCCGCGCCACCGACUCAGCAACAGAACAUUCAACAGAGGCGCACACCAACUCCAACAUCAGUACACAAAACGAGGACAGAAACCGUAGCUAAGGCUACAGACAGCCGAAAAAAUCAGUCGAUUGCUCCCACGACAAACAAAGUCACGAAAGCCGAACCAAUUUAUAUUAUUGACGACGAGGAAGAAGAAGAUGCGGCGGAGGAGGAGGAGAAGGAUGAACAAACGGAUGAGCACGGUGACGUGAUUGCCGGAGACGAAGAUGUAUUCGAUACAUACUCGCCGAAUGCUUCGGCCGAUCAAGGUGACACUGAUUCGGACUACUUUGACCGACCACGGCCUUCGCCGCGUUACACCAGCGAUUCGGAGAAUGACUAUCGUCCGCAUCGGCCCAAUCACGAAAGGCUGGGAAAUAUAUCGGGUCGAAGCACACCCGACCUUUCAGGUUCUACAUAUGGUGGUCAUCGAAAAUCGGUUAGUUUUGAUCUUAGCGGUGAUGAGCGGUCAAAAUCCGAUUAUGAACGCUCACGAACGCCCGACGGUUACUCGCGUUAUUACGAUUCUGAGCAAGAGUAUGGUAGCGCACGGCCGCGUUUACCACGCAAAGGAAUAUUACGUUCGGCCAGUCCGUCAUCGUCGAAUAACUCGACACUGGAGCGUUGUAGACGUCCCGAAAAACUGCCGCCAAUAGUGCCUACAGUAGCGCGUAUUAAGGAAAUUGAUUCGCCUACGUUGCAACAUGUACGCUCAUCUUCGCCUUUGGCCAGUARAGGUGGAAGUAGUAGUAGUGGCUAUCGCAGUCCACCGCCACCAUCCGAAAAGGUUACGGUGUCAACCGAGAUCGAAAGAGAAAAUCCAUUCCGUGAGGCGUUCCUUGACAGCAGCAAAAGUGAUGAAUAUACUGAGUUGGCAAAAGCUAUGUCGAAAUCACCCUCGGCUCUCAGAUCACCACGGGAACAAUUCUUCUUUGGUUCGAAGUCGACCGAGAAUUUAUUAGGCGCAGAGCGUUCAGCUUCAAGCGGUCGUAGCACACCUAGUACUGUUGUGAGUGCGCAGUCUAAAUCUACUGAAGAUCUGUUGUCAAGCUCAACCGGCGCCAAACCGAAACGCAUACCACCGCCCAUAUUGCCGAAACCGAAAACUAAGAAAGCUGAGCUGGUGCACAAUAUUGCGCUCGAUGACUUUCAAAAAGCCGACGUAGGUUAUGGUGAUUUCACAGUCUUCGAACAUGAUCCUACCACGAAUACUAUACAUGAAAUACGUUCGCCGCAACCACCAACAACACCAACCGUUCCAAUAACACCACCACCUGCUGGUACUAGUGCAAAACUUCCUGUGCGCGUAAAGACGCCGCGUAGUCCAUCGCGUCCGCGUGAAAGUCCACCUCCCCCACCCGUCAACUACUCAACGAUGCCAAAGCUUUCUUCGCCAAGUCCGCACGUGAAAAAGAGCGAAGAGACUUACUACUUGGAGUUGCUUCCACCACCUCCGCCGCUCUCCGAUGACGAAAUACCUCCUUCACAGCGUCGUCACACUGAGUUUAUACACGAAAACUCACCAGAUCACAUACUGGUUACUGAAGACGAACAUCGCACAAUCAUGCUGCAUGAAAAUGAAGUGCGCAAUCAGUUACGUGGUGCAAGCAGAAAGUCACAGAUACCCGAACUGGGGGCACCGCACGAAGAAGCGCCACCAGUUCCGCAUUACGCAAGCAUCAAACACUCGCCGAGAUUGGAUCUCCUAUCAUCAGCAGCAACAUUACAGGCAGGCAUUCCAUCCAAUAAUCCACUCUCGCCCACACAAAUUUUUCCCACAGCGCAAAUACUACCUGUUCAAUAUACCCAGCUACCACAACCCCAGCAGCCAAAUACCACUCACAUCCUUACUGGUCAGUUGGUCCCAAACAGUACGAGCCAUCACUUCUCUAAUUCCCCACAGAACCAGUCGCUAUUCACGGUAGGUGGUCUCGUAUUACUGCCACAAGCACAGUUCACUGCUGCGACGUCGCAGGUGUCAUCAUCCUCGUCAUCAUCGUUGGUUACUACACCUAUUUUCUUGGCCACCAGCGGUGGUGCGACGUCUGCCACCACCGGUGUAUACAUGGAACCUCAACAAUUACAACAACGUUCGCCACAACUGCAUCUUCAUCAGCGUACCGUACUGUCACCCACAACGGAAUCCGUUACAACAACAAAAGUGCCUAAAUCGGUUUCUGAUAAGAAACGUUUCUUCGAGUCAGCCAUGGAAGAUCAACACAAACCAUCACAAAAGACAGAAAAAGUUUUUUCAUUCCUGUCAAAGGAUGAAGUUGAGAAGUUGCGCCAAGAGGAAGAGAGGAAAAUCGCAACACUGCGUCAUGAUAAGAAGACGGGCUUAUUGGAUGGAUCCGCUGCAAAUGGCAAUGAUGAGUAUGAUGCUUCCAAUAAUAAUUCUGCCGCAGUCAACAGCGCUGCUCACGCCGCCACCAUACCGUGCCUUGCCGGCGAACACCGAAAACUACAACAACAACAACARCCGCAUGAUGGAGCAACUUAUGGGACGAAUUAUGAUUAUGACGACGACGAUAGACGACUUGUAGUUGACCAUCGUCACGUACUGCGCGAUACCAUUGUCGAGCGGGAUAAUUGUGAUGCGGAUGACAUGAGUGUUGCUGAAUGCACAACAAUAACCACAACAACAACAACAACGACAACAAGGAUCGAAUCACCGACGACACCACCGCCAACGCCAGCAACACCACCAACACCAAUAGCAGCACAGUUACAGUCGCAGCCUCAGGCAUUAGCGAAAGGUGGCGAAGCGGCCGAACCGCAAACAACACGACACAAGCUCGAAAAACCGAAGAAAUCGAAAAAGACAAAAGCGAAAUCAAAAGAAGCCGCACAGCCGCCCGCACAGGUGGCAGCACCUGAGUGGGUAGCCACACCGCCAUCACACUUGGCCGCAUUCAAAUCGCCGGCACUAGUUAAGUCCUUGUCUGAGUCAGCCACAGUAACACCAGUAACAUUAGCGCAGCAGUCGUUUAAGAAUCAUGUAGUUACUGCACUUGCACCGUCUGUAGCAACAAUAGCACCCGCCCCCACACCACGUACCACCACAGCUCAACAACUAAGUAGCACUGUAGCGCAGUUUGUGGAUAUCGAACGACAGCACGCUGAUGUCCCGAGCGAUUACAAUGACGCCGAAGAUACGGCGAGUAGCAUUGAGAGUGUUAUUGCUGCGGCGCCAUUAGCCAAUUUAUCGACCUCAACGACGCGCUUGCCCAACCAACAGAAGCCGUCACUGCUGCCGAAACCCAAAGUGAAAGUUGUCAUACCACCUGCAUUGUUGCUGCAGCAAACACAACAACAACAACAAGAUGAAGAGCAACAACAAGACACGUCACCGACGACACCAUCCAGUCGCAUUCCCAUACGCACGGCGAAUGCGGAGCGGCGCGCGCUAAAGGCGGCAGCAGCAGCAGCUGCUGUUGGCGGUGUAGUGCCUGGGACGCAAGUUGAAGCUGCUACUUCCGUUGUGGUUGAGCGGUCAGCUGAUGCGGUUCAACACGAGCAGUCACCGUCUAAUGGGUCGAAGAGCAAAGCAAUGAUUAAUGCUGAGAAACGCGCGUCUUGGCGUGCUGCUCGUUUGCGCUCAUUGGAACAGGGCGCUCAGGAGGCGCAGAGCGUCAUACAGAAUAUGAACAAAAUCGCUGAUGAUCUGCUGACGACACCCGUCACCACCGAGGUGGAAACUUGCCAGGAGAAGAUAAUCUCAUUAGAGUUGCAAGAUCCAGAAAACGAUGAUAACGACAGUGACGAUGGCGGAAAGGACAAAAUUAGCAAUCCAUUUGCAUCAUUGCAACAUGCAGCAAGUGCGAACCAGCAGGCAGCCACAGUGCUGGCAGCCGUAACGCAGGCAAUCACAACGCUCGACGAUGAGACGUUAGAGGAUGAGGAGCCGCCGGAGCUGUUGAGGGAAACUGCGCUACUGGACACUGUCGAUGAGGAUGACCAUGAGGAAGAUGAAGAGGACGAUGAUGAGGAUGACGAGGAUGAGGAUGAGGAUGACGAUGACGACAGCGAGGAGGAAGAGGAGGACGAAGAUGAAGAGGAUGCCGCCUCCAUUGUGACUGUUCAUGCAAAUAAUGAGAAACUCUUCCUACGCACCGACGAUGAUUCCGGUCCAUCUGACGAUUUCGACAGUAUUGGCAUGUUUGGUCCUUCGUCCAUUGAUAGCGUGUCGUCCAUAUCAAAGCUGCGUAUACAGCCCGUGCCGAUAACAAUACGCCAGACACUGGCUAAGGAAGUCGUCGUAACAGCGCCUGUUGUGCCAGCUGGAGUACGCGCAACAACGAAAACCGACUAUCCAGCACACAGUAUAAACGCAGCAAGCACUAUUGUAGAGGUGGUUAAUCCACUGAUAACCGGCGAGGGGCAGGUGAAAAGUUUGGCUGUGGGAAGCACUGCUCAACGCGAAUAUCCAAUUUUCGACAAUGAAAUAGAGAAGAGCUUGCGGUCGAAGCCAUAUGAUGACCAUAUCGAAGAUAUUGCCAAGCGGAAAGGUGGCUAUGACGAAGCAGCGAAAGAUGAGCCUGAUGAUGACGAUGAGGCUGAAGAAUUUUCAGCUGCAGCGACAGGAGUGUUACGUAGCGACACGUUUGUCAUGCCGACAGUGCGGCAACAACAGGAACAGCGGCCGCCGGAGGAACUCUCAUUGAAUGCCAAAAUGAAGAAUGUGUUGGUGGAGUUAUUGGAGAACGAGCGUGUUAAAUUGAAUUUGCAGAAGAGUCUGGAGGAGGAUGAGGAGGCGCAGCACGAACUCGCCUAUGGGGAUUCUGACGAUGAACAAUACAUGGUUGACUAUGUCGCAUCACAUGGUGCAAACCGCAGCGGGAUAAGCCGUUCUGCAGCUAGAGCUGUUAAUGAUGAUAACGGUAAUGAGCGUCUGCUGCAAGAGCUAAUAAGAGACAGUAAUAGGAAUACAAUUAAGAAGCUAGCAGUUGGUUACGAUGAUGAAGAAAGUGAGGAGGACGAUGACGUUGACGAGGAGGAUGAAGAGGAAGAGUCUUUAGAUUCCAGUGACUCGGACGAAGACGGCGAAGCUGACGAUGAUGAUGAGGCUGUAAAUAUAACUUUUGUCGAUGGUUGUCAAGUCAUUGAGAAUCCCAAUACAGAAUCAACGCUGAAAUUGCAAAAAUCACAAACAUACACGUCUAUGAAAGAGGCGGAUCAGACCGAAGCAAGCAAGCAAAGUGACGCCGCACAAGAAGACGUCGACAAGGACAUCGAACAUACAGUCGAAAAACUACAAGCCGAACAACGCAAGCUCGAGCAGAUCACAAAACAACUACGUAAAUCGGUAGAAAACUUGCUGGCCGAUGACGAUGAAAUCGCGACGGCAAUCAGCCAAGCAGUCAUAGACGACGACGAUGAAGUACUCAGAAAGCCACCGAAGCAAAAUGUUGUGCACACUGUAGAAACCAAGACUGUCAUCGGUGACGAUGGUGUCAAGAAAACCAUUAUCACCGAAACGAUACGCAAGCCAGAGCAUAAGCAAGCGCACCACGAGCAGCAAGACGAAGAGUCCGGCGAGUCACUUUUCAAUAAACUGCUGCACGCCGGCGGCGAUCACAAGCAGAUAUUCGAUCAGCAAACGGGCGAGAGUGUUAUAACGACGACCACCACCGAUGCUGACGGCACUGUCACCACCACAACUACCACAAUUUCGAAUGUGAUUAAAAGCGGCAUCCCCAGAGCUGUGCUGCUGAAAUCAGAAGCCAGCUCAGCAGGCACCAGCAGCAGCAGCGGCAGCAGCACGAGCGCKCAUACGAAAUCGGAGAAGCAACAACAUAGCAAACAAAAACGAAAAGGGAAGAAUGGCAAGAAGUAAAUGUGACACAAAAUAAAUGGCAAGGCAUUGCACUAAAUCUAACAGGCAGCGCUGCAAAGUGCAGCAACUGUGUACAAAUGCAUGCAGCGGCGUACAUAUUUAUGUGUGGGGGGAUAGAAUGAUAAAUAUGCGCAAACAUAUUUACUCUUUCUGCAACCAGUUGCAUUUGCAAGAGAGGAGUAGUGGGUGUAUAUAUAGUACAUGCAUAAACAUAUUGUGUAGGAUUAUGCAACACAAGCGAGUUUUUUUUUUAAUUUUUAAGCUUAGUUGCAGCCAACAAUUUAUUUUGGGUAGUCGAAAAAGUUUUUUCGUAUCUUGUGAAUUAAUUGAUUAAUAAAAAUUUUCAAUUCGCGGAAGUUGCAAAAAAGUUACCGCUGUUUAAAAAUGAGUAGAAAUAAUGGAGCAAUUCGCUAUAUUUUAAAA
Molecule: messenger RNA, 12521 nt
Organism: Bactrocera latifrons
Lineage: Eukaryota; Metazoa; Arthropoda; Insecta; Diptera; Tephritidae
Gene: scrib
Product: protein lap4
Biological process (GO): neurotransmitter receptor transport, endosome to postsynaptic membrane; neurotransmitter receptor transport postsynaptic membrane to endosome
Cellular component (GO): postsynaptic density; postsynaptic membrane; adherens junction
Molecular function (GO): protein binding
Source: RefSeq, a predicted model, not a curated record